CAAAAUAUAGACACGGAAAGCCAAGGGAGGACAAGGGAGGGAAUUAAGUGAAAUGUAGUCUUUUUGGGGGAUAAAAAUACAAGCAGGUGGUUUUGAAUUUCAGGAUCGUUUUCCUUCACCUUCCUGCACAAAAUACUCUUUCUUCUCCACGACGUUGGACAAUUGUAAGCCAUGAAGCCCCUCCUCUCUUCCUGCUGACGGAGAGGGAGAAAGCAGCAGAGAUUCAGUCUGACAGCAAACACAGAGGGGGACACAUCUCCAGAGAAUAGACGGGCACAAAGGAUCGGAAUAAAUACAAGAAACAAGGAUACAAAUCAUCAUUGUGUGGACUGCAUCAACAGGAGUAAGGAGAGAGGAUUUUCUCCUUGUGUUUGUGAGUUUUUAUUCACUUUAAAGUGGAUUACCUCCUCUGGAUAACACUAUGGAAGAACAAGAUAUGAGCACUUCUUCCACCUCUGAGUAAUAACAAUCAUCAUGGUGGAGCCGGUGGGGUUUGUGGCUGCAUGGAAAGCCCAGUUCCCUGAGUCUGACCCCCCCUGCAUGGAUCUGAACUCAAUGGGGAACAUUGAGCAAGAGCUGGACAAAUGUAAGACGUCCAUCAGACACCUGGAGAAGGAGGUGAACAAGGAGCGCUUCCGCAUGAUCUACCUGCAGACUCUGCUGGCCAAAGAGAGGAAGUCCUACGACGGGCAGCGGUGGGGAUUCAAAAACUCAGCUCAGAUGAACGAUGGAGAUCAGCACACAGACACAGAUGAGAGUAAAGUACAUCUGGAGGUGGACGGAGCGUCUCCGAGCAAACAGAAAGACGGCGGCUCAGAGCUUCCCGAUCAUCCACCAUGCACCGGCUCCGUGGCUGCUCUGAGGUCCAACUUCGAGCGCAUCAGGAGGGCCAACUCCCACUCUGCGGGAGACGGCAGAGGCCUGUCGGUGAUGGAGAAGCCCUUCUACGUGAACAUGGAGUACCAUCACGAGCGCGGCUUGGUCAAAGUCAACGACAGGGAGGUUUCAGACAAGAUCAGCACCCUGGGGAGUCAGGCCAUGCAGAUGGAGAGGAAACGGUCCCUGCAUUCGCUCCCUGGGAACCUGUCUGCAGCAUCGGGGGACAUCGGUAAGGCGCAGAGAGGGAGAUCCACAGAGGGAUUCAACGGGUCGUACGAGGAGGCCGAGGUCCGCUCCACAGGGGGGAGAUCAGAGUGCCCGCCCUACACCAGUGUGUACGUCGGGGGGAUGAUGGGGGAGGGGGAACCCAAAGUGAUCCACAUCCGGGAUCACAGCGAGGAGGAGGAGGCUCACCUCACCUGGCCGAGGAGGUCCUACUCUCCGGGCAGCUUCGACGACGUAGGAGGCGGAGGCUACACGCCGGACUGCAGCUCCAACGAGAAUCUGACCUCCAGCGAGGAGGACUUCUCGUCGGGUCAGUCCAGCCACGUGUCGCCCAGCCCCACCACAUUCCCCCUGUACCGGGAGAAGAGCCGCUCCCCCUCCCAGCACUCCCAGCAUUCCCAGCAGUCCUUCGACAGCAGCAGCCCCCCCACGCCGCUGGCUCAGAAGCGCCUGAAGCAGCAGGUGGUCGUGUCCGAGGCCGCCAUCAUCGGGGUCCGCAAAACGGGGCAGAUCUGGCCCGGAGACGGGGACUCCCCCACCUCCAGCAGGAACUCUCAGGACCACAGCGGGCAGGAUCUGGAGGCUCCGUACAGCGAGACCCCCCCCUCGUACGGAUAUGAUCUGGAGCGUCGCAGCGACCCCCCCUCGCUCCCCGGCUCUCCCCCUUCCUCGCCUCGCCUCCGAUCCAAGAGCAGAAGCAGCCGAGAUACCCAGUCCUCCGGGUCCCUGGAGUCCGCGCUGUCGGUGGAGUUGGAUCAGGAGAAAGGGCUGGAGAUGAGAAAGUGGGUUCUGUCAGGAAUCCUGGCCAGUGAGGAGACCUAUCUCGGCCACCUGGAGGCCCUACUGAUACCCAUGAAGCCUCUGAGAGCCGCAGCCACGACUUCCCAGCCGAUGCUGACCAUCCAGCAGAUAGAGACCAUCUUCUUCAAAGUGCCCGAGCUUCAUGAGAUCCACAAAGACUUCUUCGAUGCGCUGCUGCCCCGAGUCCAGGAGUGGAGCCACCAGCAGUGCGUGGGCGACCUCUUUCAGAAACUGGCGAGUCAGCUGGGAGUGUACCGGGCCUUCGUGGAUAACUAUAAGGUCGCUGUGGAGACGGCGGACAAGUGCUGCCAGGCAAACGCUCAGUUUGCUGAGAUAUCUGAGAACCUCAAGGUCAAAAGCACAAAGGAAUGCAAGGAACAGGCGGCUAAAAAUUCACUGGAAACUCUUCUCUACAAACCUGUGGACAGAGUGACUCGCAGCACGCUCGUUCUGCAUGACCUCCUGAAGCACACACCCUCCAGCCACCCGGACUACACUCUGCUGCAGGACGCUCUGCGCAUCUCUCAGAACUUCCUGUCCAGCAUUAACGAAGAGAUCACCCCGAGGAGACAGUCCAUGACCGUUCAGAAGGGAGAGCACCGGCAACUGCUGAGGGAUCGCUUCAUGGUGGAGCUGGUCGAGGGAUCCAGGAAACUGCGUCACGUCUUCCUGUUCACCGACCUGCUGCUUUGCACCAAGCUGAAGAAACAGGCCGCCGGCAAAGGGCAGCAGUACGACUGUAAGUGGUUCAUCCCGCUGGCCGACCUCACCUUCCAGACCAUCGAGGACUGCGAGUCCACGCCCGUCCCGCUGCUGCCAGAGGAGGAGAUCGACACCAUGAAGAUCAAAAUCUCACAGAUCAAGAACGACAUCCAGAGAGAGAAGAGAACCACCAAAGGAGUGAAGGUGAUUGAGCGCCUGAGGAAGAAGUUAUCAGAGCAGGAGUCGCUGCUGCUCCUCAUGUCGCCCACCAUGGCCUUCAGAGUGGCCAGCAGGAACGGAAAGGGUUUCAUGUUUCUCAUCUCCUCGGACUACGAGCGAGCCGAGUGGAGGGAGAUCAUCCGAGAGCAGCAGAAGAAGUGCUUUAAGAGCUUCUCCCUGACCUCUCUGGAGCUGCAGAUGCUCACCAACUCGUGUGUGAAGCUCCAGACUGUGCACUCCAUCCCAAUGACCAUGAAUAAAGAAGACGAUGAGUCUUCGGGUCUGUAUGGCUUCCUGAACGUCAUCGUGCACUCUGCAUCCGGGCUGAAACAGAGCUUAAACCUGUACUGCUCUCUGGAGGUGGAUUCAUUCGGAUACUUUGUCAACAAAGCCAAAACCCGCGUCUACAGAGACUCGACUGAGCCCAACUGGAACGAGGAGUUUGAGAUAGAGCUGGAGGGCUCUCAGACCGUGCGGCUGCUCUGCUACGAGAAGUGCUGCAACAAGAGCCGGCAGAGCAAAGAGGAGGCGGAGAUCACAGACAGGAUCAUCGCCAAAGGACAGAUAAAGCUGGAUCCUCAGACGUUGCAGAAUAAAGACUGGCAGAGGGCGGUCAUCGGCAUGAAUGGGGUGGAGGUGAAGCUGUCGAUGAAGUUCACCAGCAGAGAGUUCAGUCUGAAGAGAAUGCCUUCAAGGAAACAGUCCGGCGUCUUCGGCGUGAAGAUCAACGUAGUUACUAAGCGAGAGCGCUCGAAGGUUCCCCUCAUCGUGAGGCAGUGUGUGGAGGAGAUUGAGCGGCGAGGGAUGGACGAGGUGGGAAUCUACCGAGUGUCCGGCGUCGCAACGGACAUCCAGGCCCUGAAGGCGGCCUUUGACUCCAACAACAGAGACGUGUCUCUCAUGAUGAGGGAGAUGGAUGUGAACGCCAUCGCUGGAACUCUGAAGCUGUACUUCAGAGAGCUGCCGGAGCCGCUGUUCACCGACGAGAUGUACCCUAACUUCGCUGGAGGCAUCGCGCUGUCUGACAGGGAGGCGAAGGAGAGCUGCAUGAUGAACCUGCUGCUGUCUCUGCCUGAGACCAACCUGGUGACCUUCAUGUUCCUGCUCGACCACCUCAAACGAGUGACUGAGAACGAGAGCGUCAACAAGAUGUCUUUACACAACCUGGCCACCGUGUUCGGCCCGACUCUGCUGCGGCCGUCAGAGAAAGACAGCAAACUCUCCAACAGCUCGCAGCCCAUCUCCAUGAAUGACAGCUGGUCUCUGGAGGUCAUGUCUCAGGUUCAAGUCCUCCUCUACUUCCUUCAGCUGGAGGGCAUCCCAACCCCCGACAGCAAGCGUCAAAGCCUCCGCUUCACCACUGAAGUAUAACGGGAACAUGGUGCACUGGUUACUCUGUGCACAGGCUGAACAUCUGUGGAUUAAUGAGGCUGCUGUUUCACUGUGAGGAUGCGUCAUGUGGCCACUAGGUGGACCCAGCAACACAUACAACUGGAAACAGCCACAAUCACCGCAGCCUGCUGUCAGAGAAAGAUAUACGGACAAAAUAUAUCAUCCCUUUUUUAAUUUAAGAGUAUUUACUGUACGUUUCCAAUGUGCACAUUAGCUCCAUAUUCACAGAGGAGGGAUUUCUGCUGUAUUAAGAUUUAUUUCUGAUAUAUAUAAAGCUCACCUGUGCCAAUGUGUCCCCUGCUGAUGACCAAUACAACAUUUCCCUUAAUGUUUACCUUCAUUUUGUACAGAUUUUUUAAAGUAUGAGACUGAAAACUGUAGUUAACACACAGCAACGUGCAGGCAUGUUGACCUUACCUUUAAAAGUGUGCAGGUCUACAAUUUGUAUAGUGACCUUAUUCAGUUUGCAGCUUCUACUGGGGGUGUUGUAUGUCGAUAUGAGGGCUUUAUAUGGACUGGUACAGAGAAGAAAUAAGGCAAAUCAUUCCAGGACAUUUCACUUUUUUCAUUCUGUAUUUUGAAUAUGUUGUUCCAUGUUUGUUGUCUGAUUUUUAAAGGGGCCCUGUUAUGCCUUUUCUUUAGGAUUUCCCUUUCCUGUAGUGUGUUAUAUAGGUUCAUGUGCAUGUAGAUGGUCUGCAAAGGCUCGAUCAAAUUCCACACCAUCACCCCUGCCUGAAACGCCUCCAUUGGACUCCUUUGUUUACUUCUGGAACAUAGUUACAUCACUAUGGAACACUUGCGCUUCUACUGGCUAGCGCUCCAACACAUUGUGUGCGAUAGUCUAAGAGGCGGGACAUCUCUAAGUUGUUCACCAAUCACAACAGAGCCGGUCAGCUAACCAAUCAGAGCAGACUGCGCUCUGGUUUCAGACAGAGGGUGAAAAGAGGAGCUGCAGCACAGGCAGUCUGAGUAAAAUAAAGAGCUUUCUGAACAUUAAAGCAUGGAGACAUGUCCCAGGAGAGACACUACAUACUGAUAUACACCUGAAAGUGAGCAUUAUAGGGCCCCUUUAAUUAAUUCUGUAUAUGUGUUGCUUCCUGCUGCAUUCCUUCUCUGUAGUCCAACUUCAAAAGCACAAAAUCACACUGCUGUAGAAAUAAAAUCACCUGUAUUUGAAAUACCAAAUGUUCCUCUUAGGACCUUAUUAAAGCACAGUUAUUCACUCGUAUACAAGUCUCCUGGCAUAUGUUUAUCAUCCACAUAGUGUUACUUAAAAUACACUGUUCUUGCAUUAAUAUUGUUUUUUUUUCCAAAUCACUAAAAGUAUUGAAACACUUGUUGGCACAAUCUUUAUCCCUAAAGGCUUAUGUAAAAUAAAAAGCAUAACUGUUAGUGAUUCUUAGGAUGACACUUCUUGUAUGUAUGAUUCCUGUAAAUAAAAACUUGGUAACAUUA
Molecule: messenger RNA, 5673 nt
Organism: Eleginops maclovinus (Patagonian blennie)
Lineage: Eukaryota; Metazoa; Chordata; Actinopteri; Perciformes; Eleginopidae
Product: PH_BCR_vertebrate and RhoGAP_Bcr domain-containing protein
Exons: 27
Coding region: 475-4197 (1240 amino acids)
Biological process (GO): positive regulation of GTPase activity; intracellular signal transduction; protein phosphorylation
Cellular component (GO): membrane
Molecular function (GO): guanyl-nucleotide exchange factor activity; GTPase activator activity; protein serine/threonine kinase activity
Source: RefSeq, a predicted model, not a curated record